AUGAAUAAAUUAUUGCUUAUAAUUCUAAAUUGUUGUUUGGGUAGUUUUUUUAUGGGAUUCUGUUUGGGCCAGAUGAAUAUUAUAAGUUCAGAUGUAUACAAUGUAUAUAAAAUUGAAGAUCCUUUUACAAAAGGUCUAAUGCAAUGUAAAUUAUUAAAUGUUUUCAUUCAGCACUUUUAACAAUAGGAGGAGGUAUAGGAUCCAUUUCAGCAUCAAUAUUGAUGGGUUUAUUUUCAAGAAGAAAGAGUCUCCAAAUAACUGAUUUUUUUGGAAUGAUGGCAAUAUUAAUAUCAUUCAUGGAUGAAAGCAAAUAUGCACUUUUAGCAUCUCGUUUCUUUGUAGGUGUUGUAUUAGGACUUAAUGGAGUUCUAGUUCCAGUAUAUAUUAAUGAAAUGUCACCAAAAGAAAAAGCAGGAUUUUUGGGAACAAUGAAUCAAUUGUGUAUAACCUUAGGAAUCCUAUCAUCUUUUUUAAUGUCUUAUUUUUAAGAUGUGAAAUUACCUAUUCCAUUUUACUAGAUGAUGUUAUAUUUACCUAUUAUACCCUGUAUAAUAAGAGCUUGUGCAUUAUCUACUAUAUUUAAAUAUGAAACGCCUGUAUAUUGUGCAAAAAAUCAUUUAAAGUAUCAAUAAGAUUAAAUCAAAGCUAGUAAUUACAAAAGGUUGUGGAAAUGAUAUACUAAGAGAAGGCAGAAAAAAUGUAUGAACAAUUUUAAUCAUAACAAAAAUCUUCAGAAAGAAGAAUUACAUUUAAUUAAUUAUUUUCAUAAAAAUAUAGAUUACGAUUGUUUAUUGGGAUUUCAUUGGCCUCUCUACAACAAUUAGGAGGAAUAAAUGGAAUAAUGUUUUAUUCUUCUUCAAUUUUUGAUUAAGUAUAGAGUUGCAUUUUAAUUAGGUGACUGGGCAAGCAUCUUAAAAAGUUUUUUAUUUAAAUUUAAUAGUUGGUUUCAUUGGUGUAUUUACAGCAUUGCUAGCUACAAUAAUAAUAGAAUAAUUUGGAAGGUAUGAUAUAUGUUUAAAAAAAUAAGAAAGCCUAUUUUAAAAUAUGGAACCCUUUGGUGUUUUAUUAGUUUAUUAAUGUUAACGUUUUUGAUGUCUAAUAGUAUAGGGAAUACAACAUUUGGAAAAUAUUCAAUAGUGAUCAGCAUAUUUUCAUAUCUAUUUGGAUUUGGAUUUUCUUUAGGUCCAUUACUAUUUAUUUAUUUAACUGAAAUAUUACCGGAUUUAGGAGUUAGUGCAAGUGGAUUAAUGAAUUGGAUGUCUGGAGGACUUGUAGCUUAGAUGUUUCCAGUUAUUGCUUCCUACGAUAUAUCUUAUUGUUUUGCCUUAUUUUCAAUAUUUAAUUUGAUAGCGUAUGAAUAAAUUUAAUUAUAUAAAAAGAUAUUUGAUCAUCCAAAACAAAGUGGUUGAAACAAAAGGAUUAGACAAGGAAACUGUAGAGAAAUGUUUUGAAAACUAAAAGUUUGAUUACAUACCUUAUUAGGAGGCUUACCAAGAAGAAAGAUUUCGUUGAAAUAGAAAUUGGAUGAAUCAUUGUC
This is a messenger RNA of Paramecium sonneborni, 1537 nucleotides long. The record is from the annotation of a GenBank genome assembly. Lineage: Eukaryota; Ciliophora; Oligohymenophorea; Peniculida; Parameciidae.